AUGAGCUGCGAUAAAUCUCAUCAGAAUUCUGAUGGGCCAUCAAUAGCCAUUGAAGACAACGACUCAAGGAACAGACAGAGUCUCGACAAGUCUUUUUCUAUUCACACUGCCUCCGUUUCACUGGAUCAAAGUCUGUUUGGCGUAGUCCCUGAACAAAAUGACCUUUCUGUAUCGAGCUAUACAAGUCGGGAAAAGAAAGCACCCAAGGACCCUUCUUGGCAAUUGAAGACCUUGGUUUUGAUGUUCGGAUGUCAUUAUUUGGAAGCAACUGUGGGCACAUUGAAGACCAGCCUCAAAAAUAGUAUGAACAUCAACAAUACACAGUUCAGUAUCCUCCUUUCAUCUGUCACGCUUGUCAAUACAAUUCUACCUCUUCUUGUUGGUAACCUGGUGGACGAUAUAUCAUUCGUUGGAUCUAUACGAUCUACGACAAUUGUGAGCACCAUCAUAUUUGCUGGAAGUGUUUUGGUGUCCGUUGCAUCAACUUACAAUAACUAUGCCAUGAUGGUCACCGGUCAAGUCAUUUAUGGCCUGGGCGAUGGAAUGAUUGUAACGAUGCAAGAAGCUAUUCUUUCCCGAUGGUUCAGAGACCAACAGCUUUCUAUCAUCGUUGGACUUAUGCUUAGCGUUGCCCGUCUAACCAAAUGGGCAGCCAAGAUGGUCAGCUACCCAAUUAUAGAAGCAACGGGGUCUAAAAAUUGGCCCAUCUAUAUUGCUACAGGGUUUUGUGGCCUUGGUGUUGUAAUGAAUUCCAUCUACUGGUUUGCUUUAUACAAAUAUGGAUAUGCUACAGCAUCAGGAAGAGAGCUCCAAUUGCAUUCCAAAGUACAUGCCAUUCAUCCAGAGCCCCUCGAAAAAGAUGAAUAUUCUCGGAGUCUGUCUGUGCCAUCCAAUCUACCUCACUCAAGACACAACUCCCAUACAUCCUCAAUUCUCUCUCAGCAUAUCGUAAACUCCAAAAACCUCAAAUGGACAGCUUCUUUGAUCUUUUAUAUUCCAGGAAUAUUCUGGAUGGUGCCUUGGGUCCAACUGGUGAUGUCGAGCGUAUUGAGUAGCUUUAGUGAUAUUGCAACUGAAUUUGUCCAAUUCAGAUUCGGCACCACGAGUGUUACAGCAGGUUACCAAAGUAGUCUUACUCAGGUUGUACCUAUAGUUGCUGCCCCGCUUAUGGGUGUUGUUGUUCACCGGUACGGAAAGCGUUUGUUUGUCUUAUUUGCUGGUACACUUGUGCUUAUUACUGCCUUGGUUUUGCUGGCUUUUACAAAUGCGACUCCAGAAGUUGGACUCAUCAUGUUCUCCCUUGCUUUGGCACUGGGUCCAAUCGGUUUGCUGAGCUCGACGCCUCUAUUGCUGCCCCACGAGAUGAUUGGUACGGGCAUGGGCUUACACAAGAGCUCUAACAAUAUCGGAACCACCAUUGUGUCAGUAUUGGUUGGCUAUGUACAAGACUUGACUUUCCAUGAUGGAGAUUCAAAAGACAACUUGACCGACCUGGCUUCAGAAUACGAUGGUGUGAUGGUGCUGUAUAUUGUUCUUGCUUGCUGCUCUACCCUGGUGGCCAUUAUAUUUUGGGUAUUGGACAGAAAAUUCUUGGAUGGCUGGCUCCAGAUUAACAAGAAGAGAAGAGAAGAGCGUUUGGACAGAGUCUAUGCUGAGCAAGACGGUUCGAAUGAUAUACCCGACAAUACAACUACACCAAAACCAAACCCAGAGUGCGAUGAACACAAACACACGUCCUUGCAGAGAAUUGGGAGCCAGUUGCUCAAGAAGAGAAGCUUUGUUUACGUUGGAAUAUUUUUAUUAUGGCUUUUUAUUGCUUGGGUUAUAUUCUUUACAUUUGCACUAAUGCCUGUGUACCAAAAGUACAAUGUUGUGGAUUAG
This is a messenger RNA of Phycomyces blakesleeanus NRRL 1555(-), 1881 nucleotides long. RefSeq lists its product as hypothetical. Bases 1 to 1881 code for a protein of 626 amino acids. Gene Ontology annotation, molecular function: transmembrane transporter activity. The transcript has 6 exons. Gene Ontology annotation, biological process: transmembrane transport. The record is from RefSeq and is a predicted model, not a curated record. NCBI's taxonomy places the organism in Eukaryota, Fungi, Mucoromycota, Mucoromycetes, Mucorales, Phycomycetaceae.